Messenger RNA from Penaeus vannamei (Pacific white shrimp), 8725 nucleotides. The record is from RefSeq and is a predicted model, not a curated record. NCBI's taxonomy places the organism in Eukaryota, Metazoa, Arthropoda, Malacostraca, Decapoda, Penaeidae.
GCGCGCCCGAGCCAAUGAAAGCAGCGACGACCCAGUACGGCUCUGGCUCAGGUGGCAGUACCUACAGCUCUCGCUUUGGCUCCAACAGCAACGAGAAGCCUUCCGGGGUUUCGUCCAUCGCUUCAAAGUUCGGAGACACGAAACCUGCGUCGCCCACCUACAGAGUCCGCCCCUCCUCCCUCUCCACCACCACCGCCGCGCCCACCGCCACCACACUCUCUGCUCCCUCGCCCGCUUCCUCUUCCAGAUUCUCUAGGGAUUCCUCUCGCUCCGAGGGCGGGAGGUCUCCGGGAGGAUCCUACACUUCACGACUCAACAGCGGUACAAAUUUCGAACGAUCAGGGUACACUUCUGACGCGAAGUCGGGCUAUGGCUCCGACUACAAUAAAUCUGGCUAUGGUUCAGGCUAUGGUUCUGGCUCCAACUACAGUUCUCGCUACAGUUACUCGCGAAGUAACAGUUACAUGAAAGACUCGGAGCCCAGCAACUCUUACAAGCCCACUUACAGUAGGGAGAACAGCUAUCUUGGCAGCGAUACAGGCAGUGGGUCAGGCUGGAGGUCCCGUGUGUAUGGAAGUGACGCCGAAACGAACUCGAACACUUACACGAGGACGAGAACUCGUGACAUGACAAACUCUACUGACCAGACGGAUCAGGCGAAAUCAACUCAACAAAAUGGCACUGAAGUCGCCGUACCGGCUUUCAGAGAGGCUAUUGAUAAACUGACUAAAGCUGCAAGGGAUGAACAGAAGGAAGGGAAAAAUCUAGAACUUUUGUCUCCGAACGCAGUGAGAGUCUUACCGAGCUUCCCUUCAGGGGAAAUUGUGCUCAAGAACAAAGCUCCGGCCGACUUUAGCUCCGCUGCUGAAAGUUCUGACGAUGAAGCAGGUAAGAAGAAAGAGGAAAAUAAGGCAACAGAGCCUACAUCGUCUACAUCAAAUACCACGAGUACGCCUACUCGAGCUUUCCGCCACCUGGCAGCCGUUCCAGCACUGCCAACGAAACCUUCAACUUCUCCAACACAAGGCUUGGUUGCUCCUCCUACCUUCAAACGAUCGUCCAGAUACUCAACCGCCGCCACAGAGAGCCUUCCGACCUCCACGUCGCCCUCCAAAUGGUUGAAAGACAAGGACGAAUCAGCUUCACCGACGCCGACGGCGCGCACGAGAAGCAACCUGACCGUUGGUGACUCGAGUCCGAAGUCCACGUCGCCUCUUCCACCUCGCUCUCCCGUCCUCAGCCGUGGGAAAGGAACGUCCGACAUUGGAAAUAAGGAAUGCCGAAAGUCAGUUCUUAAUAUGGAUAUCAAAGCUAGUGAUACAGAAGCUAUGAGGAAACAGCAAGAAGAGAAGAGAGAAGAGCUAAGAAGACUAAGGAGGCAGCGGGGAAAUGACGAUGACAAAGGAAGCAGAAGACCUCCCACUGGAACUGUGAGGACGAGGUCAGGAGCCAAGCUCGAAGAGCUAGGUCGGCAGCGAUCCAGAGGCUCUGGAUCUGACCUUACGAAAAUGGGAUCACAGUCGAAAGUUCCAGAAGAGGAGGAGGAAUCUAGCAGUAGUGACGAAGAAAACCGAGAAGACAAACCUCCAGUGCCUCCUUCAGUGGAGAAAACAUCGUCUAAGUCCAGGGUUGUAGAAAGAAAACAUUCCAAAGGUAAAGGAGAUGCCAUGCGCCGCAGUGGUUCAAUGCGACGCUUCCGACAGUCGUCUCAGACUAGCAAAACAUCCUCCGAGUCCUCCUCGUCGGAGAGUGAGGAUGAAACGCCGGUGGUCACCAUCACGCUGCGCAGGAGGCGGAGGAGCUCCCGAGAGGACAUGUCGGGAGAAAAUCAAAGUCGCCUAUCUCCACGAACAUCCCCACGGAUGGCGAAAAAGGGUUCCUCAGACGAUAUACUGGAAGGUCAGCGAUCUCGCAACAACUCUGCAUCGAAUUUUGUUGGGAGGAGAUCGCGCCAAAGUUCAAAUAACUCAUCGUCCAACCUGGCUAGAUCUCGCUCGGGUAAUAAUUCUCGCGGUAGCAUCGGCGACGUAGAAAAAUCCCGAAGUAAUUCACGAUCCAGCAUUCUUGGCGACAAAAAACUGUCCAUUGGGCCAGACAUCGACAUCGGGGAGAGGAACGACUCAUCUGGCAAAAUUGCAGGAAGCAGGAGCAAAAGCAAUAACAAUCUUUUGCGAGGCAAAUCUGGCGAAAAGCUUAAACGAACCAAAGAGGCCAAGAGUGAGAGUUCCAGUGAGAGUGAAACAUCGGAAACGUCAGAGUCCAGUGAAUCUGCCGGUGAAGAAGGUCAGUUCUUCUCCCUUGCUAAAUCUCGAUCCGUUAAGAAAUCCAAGUCAGGCCUGAACAAGCUUACUGAGAAGAAGGAAGCGUCAAAAUUAGAGGAACUGGGAGACAGGACAAGCCCAGAUGGCAAGGAACAUGUAUCAAGAACAAACUCAGGUGCUGAUAAUUCAGAAUUUCCUUAUAAUAAGGCCAGCAGUGCUGCAGUGUCCAACAAGUCUGUGUCUGAACUGGGGACAUUUGAGUGGCCAAGCGGAAGUCCAUGCGCCUCUCGUGCAAAUAUACAUGACGCUCAAGACAUAUCAAAGAACGACGAAAGUAAUUCUUUGGGUACCUUUGAGUGGGGAAGUGGCAGUCCAGAACUACACACGAAGACGGAUGAUGCAGUUGAUAAAGACCUAGGUACUUUCGAAUGGCCUUCAGGAAGUCCGGAACUGAACCGUCGUAAAGUAACACAAGUAGAAGAACAGGAAGGUUCUUUCUGGAAUAGUAGUGCAAGUCCCACAUUCCCAAGGAGAACCAAAUUAAUGAAUAGAUACGAUACCGAAACGGAAACCGAGACAGAACUUAAUUUAUCGGACGAAACAGACGAAGAGAUAUCCAAAAUGCCGAGUGUCGCCGAAGAGACGGAAGAUGAUUUCAAUUUCGAGUGGCCUAGCAGUCCGGUGCUCGGCCAGCGCCGGGUCUUCGGGUCAGACUACGACACCCAAAAUGAAAAUGAGACGUUCGAGUGGCCAAGCAGCCCAGAACUGCCGGUAAUGAAGAAUCCGAAGUUCAUCAGCUUUACCGAAGACAUCGACCAACUUCUCAGUAACGAUGUAGAAGACAAUUUUGCGGAGAUGGAAAGAUUACUUGGUUACUCUCCUCCGCCAACGGAAGAGGAAGGAGAUGACACAAAGAGCACCUCAAGCAAGAUCAGCAGCGGUGCCCUAGACUCAAAAGCAUCGACGGAUGGAGGCACAGUGGAAGAGGAGGAGGAGGAGGAGGAAGAGGAAGAAGAGGAGGAGAAUGAAGCAGAAAACGAAACCAAAGUUGAGGAGAAGAAAGAAUUGCUGAAGGAUCGAGCGAGAAAAAAUUUGUCACUUUUCAUAGGAAAACUAACAAAUAUCGAUGAGAUUCUGGGGUCAGUGCUGAAGCCAUUGACGUCAUCCGCUAGCAAGAAGAAGGAGGCCACAGAUGAUGACGGUCAGCACCGCAGGAAAGUUGUUAAAGUUCCCAAGAAAAUUGACUUCAAGAAUCUUCGGGACUCGAGUGUGGAGGAGAUCGAUGCGGCCGACGUGAAGGUGCACGACGCCAAGGCUAACCGGGCAGAGAUCGACGAGAAUAUCGAGGAAAUCGACGCUUCGGCUGUAAUCAUCCGACAAAAGGAGAAACGAGAAGCUCUCCGCGCCGAAAUCAUCAGCGCUGUCAAAGCAGGGUUGGACGACGCUACUUUGCAGGUGUACCGCGACGGGGACUACGGCACCUACUUGGACCUCGAGUCCUCGCUGGCAGAGCAAGCCGAGGACAUCGACGGCCUCACUGACAGUAAGAAGAAUGCCAUCAUUCUUCGAACGCAACUCUCUGUUCGUGUACAUGCCAUUAUCGAAAAACUGCUCAACUCCGAGGGCCGAGAGCUGCGCCGCGCCCUCUUCUCCCUUAAGCAGAUCUUCCAGGACGACAAGGACCUCGUUCACGCCUUCGUCCAGAACGAUGGCCUCACUUGCCUCAUUAAGGUUGGAUCCUCGGCCGACCAGAAUUACCAGAACUACAUUCUCAGAGCCCUCGGUCAGGUGAUGCUUUACGUUGACGGCAUGAACGGCGUCAUGGAGCACCAGGAGACCAUCCAGUGGCUGUACUCGCUGAUAUCCUCCAAGUACCGCCUCGUGGUGAAGACGGCCCUCAAGCUUCUCCUCGUCUUUGUGGAGUAUACGGAGUCCAACGCCCUUAAACUGAUCACUGCCAUUGAGACUGUUGACACAUCCAGAGGUGACCCCCCGUGGUCUACCAUCAUGCGGCUCCUGGAGGGCCGCGACAGCUUGGACAUGGAGCUGUUGACGUACGCCAUGACGCUUGUCAAUAAGACUCUGAACGGCAUCCCAGACCAAGACACUUACUAUGAUCACACUGACUUCCUGGAGGAGCAGGGCAUGGAGACUCUCAUCGAGAAAUACAUGCAUCGUCCAGAUAGUGAUUUGGACUUGUUGCAGCAGUUCACUAUUUAUGAAGCAGUUUUAUCAUAUGAGGAUGGUGAUGAUGAAUGCCGCACUCGCACUAUUGAUCCAACUAUCAGACAAGUCCCAAGAAUAUCAUCUACAGAUAGAGAUUCCAUUGAUCGUCGCAAGUCUCGAAGACACCAUCAGUCUCCUUCACCAACCAAAAUGAAAAAGUUAGGAGUUAACUUGGGAGAUAAUGGUGGCAGACAGUCCAGCAGUGAUGAGGACCAUGUGACUAUUAUCAACAUUAAUGGUGAAUCCUUCGGUAUACCCCAGGAUGAUCUCAGUAAUGUUAAGCAUGCAGAUGCAGGAGUCACACCUGCACUACGUAGACGUCGUGAGCGAGCUGAGCGCCAUAGAACCUUCAUCAACGAGCAGGAAAUCAUCAAUGAAAGUCGCCGUGGCUCUCAAUCAUCUGACAAUGUGGAAGAUGAAAACCGCAAGAACAUUGAACUGUCUGGUCUGUCUCAAAAGCAGGCUUCUUGGAUGAUGGACAUGAUGUAUGCCAAACGUGAAGAAGAUGGCACAGGUCGUAGAGAAUCACUAACCAAUAUACAGGACAUUGCCUCAAGAAUAUCCAGCCUUCAAGACAAAGAGAAUGUUGAUAACAAUAUGCGCAUGCCAAUUGAAAUCAAUUCAGGGGCAUCAGUUAAGGAACUACAAGAUAAGAUGAUGAAUACUAGUUCAGGCCAACUCGCUGAUGGAGAAAAGUCUGGGCGAAAGGGUGACAUUAGUGAUCGUAUCAACAAAAUCAAGGAUGGUCUCUCUAAAUCACAUUCCAAGGGAGAGAUAAAAGACAGUCCCAUUCCAGUACCAGAACCACCAAAGAAGUCAGAAAAUGACAUACAGUGGGAGCUUUUGAUGAAGCAUUUGAACAGACCUUUGCAACUCUGUGAUCUUGAUUUCUCUGACUUAAAUGCUCAAGAUGAUCAAUUGAUAUUGGAGAGCAAUAAACCUGGAUGUCCACCACCUCCACCUCCACCUGGUGGAGCACAACCUGCAGGUCCACCACCACCACCACCUCCUGCUGGGCCACCUCCUCCUCCUCCACCUGCUGGAGGACCUCCACCACCCCCACCGGCACCUUUAAAGCGGCCAGGUCCUCCUCCAGCUCCAGCAGCACCUCAAGAUGGUGAUGCUCCACCACCACCACCGCCUCCUCAGAAUGGUGUUGAUGGUCAGCAGGAUGAGUCAAACAAGCCGCACAAGACAAAGAAAACCAUUAAGCUCUUCUGGAAGGAGGUGCGCGAUCCAAGAAUACCUGAGGCUACUAUAUGGGACAAGAUGGAAGACAUUCCAGUUGAUACACAAAAACUUGAGCAUCUCUUUGAAUCCAGAGCAAAGGACCUUAUAGCAAAGAAACAACAAGAGCAAAAGGGCAUAAAAGAAAUUGUGGUGUUGGACCCCAAAAGAUCUAACGUCAUCAAUAUUGGUAUGACUAAGCUACCACCACCACGCACGAUUAAGACAGCAAUUUUGAAAAUGGACUCCUCAAUCAUCAAUCGUGAAGGCAUUGAGAAACUCCUUACAACCAUGUUACCAACACCUGAAGAAAAGCAGAAAAUUCAAGAGGCUGCAAUAUGCAAUCCAGAGUUACCUUUAGGUUCAGCUGAACAGUUCCUUAUGAUGCUGUCAUCUAUAUCAGAGCUCCCAGCUAGAUUAAAGCUUUGGAUUUUCAAAUUGGACUAUGAUAAUAUGGAGAAGGAAGUGGCUGAACCUCUGAUGGAUGUAAAGCAAGGCACAGAGGAUCUUAUGAAGAACCACACUUUCAAAACAAUUUUAGCUGUCCUCAGAGCCAUUGGUAACUUCCUGAAUGGCACAGAAUGCAGAGGCUUCCACAUUGAUUACCUGUCUAAAGUUCCUGAGGUUAAGGAUACUGUCCACAAACAUUCUCUCUUGCAUCAUCUUUGUCACAUGGUUAUUGAAAAAUAUCCAGACACAUCUGAUCUCUAUUCAGAGAUUGGUUCUAUAACUCGUGCUUCUAAGGUUGACUUUGAAGAACUGGCAAAGAAUAUUGUCAAAAUGGAAAUAGAGUGCAAAUCAUCAUGGGACCAUCUAAAAGCUAUUGCCAAGCAUGAUGGGCCAACGCAAAUAAAGCUGAAAAUGUCUGAGUUCUUGGCUGACUGUGCAGAGAGAAUUAUUGUUUUGGGCAUUAUCUAUCGUCGUGUGAUGACCAGGUUCCAGCGAUUCCUCCUGUGGCUUGGUUUCCCACAACAUGUAUCUCAGGAAAUUAAAGUGCAGGAAGUGUGCUCAACUAUUAGUGAAUUUGCCCUUGAGUACAGAACCUGCAGAGAACGGGUGAUACAGCAGAUACAGAAGAAGGCAAACCACCGAGAAAGGAACAAGACUCGUGGCAAGAUGAUUAUGGAGAUGGAAAAGUUCAAGAGACCAAAGCAGACAAAGGAGGAGAAAGCAGACUCGGACCUCAGGCAGCUUCUUAACUACUCUGAUGUAUCUGACACUGAAACUAUUCGAGGGAAGAGCACAUGGAGAAGGACUAGAGAAGGUAAAGCACGUAGUCGAGGUGAAGAGGCAAUGGCAGAGAUGAUGGGAGAAGGGGAUGAUGCCCUGCUUGAUUCUUUAGUGAAGACUGCUACACAAGGCCCCUCAUCUAGAACUACACCUCGGGAACGCAAGCGGUCUCGACAUGCUGACCGCAAGUCUUUGAAGCGGUCCAGAACUCGUGACCGGAACCUCAUUAAUGAAUUGGAAGCUCUUCAAACUGUUCAAGAACUCCACGUUGACUAGCUCUACUUCAACUAUAGCUUUCCUCAUUGCUUUUCUUGCGGCGUACCCUGAAGAAUGGACUUACAGAAGAGGAAAAACGUCUCCUUGCAAUGAUUGCCGCACAGACCCGUUGAAGCCCCAGCAAACAAGUCUUUCCAUACCAAUCAUCACCCACUCCUGCUAUUCUCAUUCUCUGGGACUUUCAUGAUAUACCAAGGGCUCGUUCUAGAGUCUAAUAUAGUAUUAGCAGAUGUUUAUGUUUAUUCUUUAGGCUGACAUCAUAAAUAUAGUGUUAUGUUGGUGAUACGAUCUAGUCAGUCAGGAGUAGUGAAAAACAUCUCCAGGGUCGUCGUUCUGAUAGCUGCAUCAUGGUCAUUUUCUACAAGUAUAUUUUAGCUUCAAACAAAUGAUCCAUGCAUACCAAUGUCCAUAUUUCACUAGCCUGUUUUUCAAAAUGCAGUUCUCAAUUGCCUAACUCCUAAUAAUGUAGGAACCUCAUACUGCUGCACUUAUAAUGAUUCUUGUAGGGCUAUUGUGGGAGUCCCUGCAAAAUUUACAAACUUCCUUUGUCUUUUCAUAUUUCCAGCAGCUUUUUCUUUUCUUUUCAAGAUACUGUUUAGGUUGCAAAUGAAUUUUUACUAUCCUAUGUAUGGCAAGUAUUUUUCAUAUUUAGGAGUUUUAGAAGAUAAUUUAAUCUGCUGUGAUGUCCUGUUGAAAAUAUUGGCUAUUGCCUUUUUUGUAAAUAGUCCUGCAUCAAGUUGUAAAGAGUGCUGUUGCCCUGUGCAGGCUUGUGCCAUGAGAUGUGUAUGCUUCUUGAAGUAUGUAAGGGUAUAUCCCUCAAAAUUUCAGUUCAUUGGACAUCACUCCUUUUAAAGACACUGUCCCUUCAUAAAAAUAUCUCUUUUCAUCAUUCUUUCAAGAGGAUCUGGUUCUUUAACUGUAAUAUUUUUGGUGAUUCACCUAAGGUCACAAACACAUCUUCAUGCUGGUCAUAGAUGACUAACAAAUUGGAAUAUUUUGGACAUGGUGUUUGCAAUUCCUAUAUAUACAUGAGCUUUACUCAAAAACAAAACAAAAUUAGACUGCAUUAUCAUGCCCAGUUUUCAAUUUGUAAGUUUUAAUGUGUCCUAUUUGUAGCGCCCACACAUAUCCCAACUGCAUAGAUGCUUAUACUGCAUAUAUGUUUAAUUAAAGUGAUCAUUAUUUCAGUAUACAUUUUCUCUGUCUUCCAGGAAUACUCAUUUGGUAUCCUGUGUAGAUUAGCUUCAAAUAUUUUCCAGUAAUAACCUGAAGGGCAGAGAAGCAAUUAAUACUCAUUGUUAGUAGAAAUAUUGUCCUACUGUAGAUGAGGCAUAUGUGGGUUGUUGCAUGGGGGUUCGCCUUUACUGGAUGAUUAUUGAUUUAAGAUGCAUUAUCAUAAUGCAGUAAGUCAGGUUUAAAUAUAUUAUGACAUUUUAAUGUUACUUUUGAGAUUUUGAUACUCAAAAUAGUGCUUCAUGAAAUUUAAAUAAAAAAAAGGCUGUGCA